AGGCAGAUGGGGCCGGCGCACAGUGCAGGGAACACCUUAAAAUGUAUUAGUUUCAAAAACCCACGGGGGACACAGGAGAGGAGGGCGUGAGUGGCAGGCUUUGUUUUGUGCCUUUGCAUGGUGAGCAGUUGAGGUCUUGUGAGGGGGGAGACGGUAUGCACAGAGUGCACACAGAUGUAAGAAAAGAGCGUUGCAUAAGUUCAACUGAACAAGCAAAUCAGAAAGAACCAGCAAACAGCGUGACUGGGGCAGAGGGAGGAGAGGGGGAGGAGUGAAGAGAGAGAUAUGAGUGACAGUAACCUGGGUGAUGACAGACUUAUGAGCUCCAGAGAGCCGUGAGGCGAGACGUCCAGGUGCCAGGGGCUUUCCGUUGGUCCUGAACACGGGAAUUCUUUGCAACAGUGACAGCAAGAUCGCUCUGCAGAAGAAGACCGUCGAUUCCUCCCCUGCGAACCUGUGAGACAACCCCUGGAGUGAAGAGAUGCAGGCCUGGUCUGAAUGAACACCGGACUUGCGCGAGGAGAGGAUCUGUGUUGUAAACCCUGCGUUUGGGUGAUGAUCCUGCCGGAUCCUGCCCUGGUGUCGUAGAUCUCGUUCUCCCGGUCGCCUCCCGCGGGACCGCCGUCAUGUCGAACUCUCAGGAGCAGAGCCUGAACGAGGACGUGGUGUUCAGCCCCGUCCAUGAGUCCAACCCGGAAUUCCUGCACUGCGAGCGGGAGAGGAGGGUCCUGGAGGGCCUCCUGAUCGAGGGGCCUGGGGCCUUGCAUGCGAAGCUGAAGCAGGAGCGGCUAGGGGACUUCCUCUCCCCGGAGGAGGCUGCCCAGAUCUGCCUCUGGGCGCAGGACUCCCAGACGUCGCCCGGGGGGGAACAGGAGGAGGCCGGCCAGGAGCAUUCCGCCUCCACCUAUUUCCCGACGCGCACGGACUCUCCCCUCCCCAGCCUGAAGCUGGGCUGGCCGGAGAGACAUUGCUGGCCGGACACUGGGAACACUCUGGUCUACACCAACCCCCCUUUGCCGGGGGCCCCGCCCAUACGGGAGGUGGUGAGGAGGAUGAUCCAGGGAGCCCACACGCUGGUUGCCGUGGUGACGGACAAACUGACAGACAGCGCCGUGAUCGGCGACCUGCACGCUGCUGCAUCUCGGGGCGUUGCAGUGUAUGUGGUCCUGAACAAGAGAUCCGUCCAGGACGGCUUCACCUCCCCAAGACUAAUGCAUCAGAACAUACAGGUUCGAGUCUUGGGGGGAAAGGCAUUCUACUCGCAGGAUGGGAAAAUGGUGGUGGGAGAACUGAAGGAGAACUUCCUCCUGGUGGAUCUGGAUGCCGUGAUGGUGGGCAGCUAUAGUCUCACUUGGGCAGAUACCCACCUGCACCGGCAGCUGGUGACAGUGAUGACCGGCCAGGUGGUGGACUGUUUUGACAAGGAGUUCCGGAUCCUAUACGCGGCAUCGGCACCCAUCCCUGAUUCUUGCUGGGCGAACAACACGCUGUCGAGAGUGGAGAAUGUCUUCCUGCAGUCAAACCACACUCCUAAACCCCUCCCGCUCGAUGUCCUCGGGGAGGACGACAUGUGGCCCUCGCCCACCAGUGACCCGAUAGACUGGGAGGCUCUUGGCGUGAUCAAGAAAGAUCAAUUCGCGGAUGAUCCUUUCAAUCUAGCUGGAGAGUUGGCGGGGCUGUUGCUAUCUCGACCCCCUUUAUUUGAACGAUGGACCAAAAUUGAGAAAGAGAAUCCUGCAAGAAGAGUGGAAUUUCAACAAUGUGUCCCUCCAGCGUAUGAAGAGCCCAGCAGAAACCAUCUGUUUAUGACUGAGGACCGCUAUUUCCCUGGCAGUGACAACCUACACUGGAACACAGCCAGGCCUGAAGGAAUUCUUAGCAAACCACAAUCCUGGCAACAAAUCUAUGAAAUUGAGGCAAUGAAACAGUUUGUCAGGUCAAACAUUACCAAAACAGGAACUCAUUUACUGGAGGAGAGAAUGUCCUCUCCAUACAAUCAACAAAUAAACGUGGAAAAUGGUUAUGGCCACUUCAAUCUCAAGAAAGACAGUGAUCUUGGGGCAUGGUCGAGACCUCAGGUGACUGGUCCAGUCCACAGUUCUGAGAAGGGCAGCAAAAUGGCAAAGAAGCCGCUUAUCCUCAUGGUGCCUGUUCCUGAGAAUGGUGCUCCCAGUGACUACAGUGAUAUUCUCAAAGGCUUAAAGACAGAAUGCCUCUCCCCAGAAAGUCCGUCAAGGAGCAACAUGAUCAAAGACCUGGGUUUUCAAUCCACUGAGACAGACCAGCAGGACAAAACAAUUCCUGCAUGGAGGACCCAUGCCAGUGGUCAAACCAAGCCCAUUGUAACCCCUGCCCAAACACUGAUGAAGACCCGUAUUGAUGAGAUGAAGGCUGGUUCCUCCAGAAUUACGAAAAUGUACGCAAACCCCUUCAGACCCCGUGCUUCCUCCUUUGACUGCACCAGGGACUGGGAGAGGCCACAGCAGGCCUGGGACAGACAGCUGCAACAGGACCAGUAAUGUUAUUUGGAUGGGGGUCAUUGACUGUGGAGCAGGGAUUGGGGCUAGGAGAAGGUGAAGGGGAUCAUGAUAUAUGAAAUAGAUUUGUGCCUCGACAAAGCUGGUCGAAGCUGGUUAAGCUGGCAGAGUAAGCUGGUGGUCCACUGGUGGACUAGCUGACUAUAUAAGCUGGUCAGCUGAUGAACUACUGGUUGAUCAGCUAAAAGUUGCUUAAACCAGCUUGACCAUUUUAGGCUUAAAGUGGAAUUUUCAGCAGAGAUGGGACUUUUUAUGUACCUCUGCUGUAUCUGAGGGGUUGCUGUGGUACCUUUCAGCAAAGACUUUUGCAUAGCAACCACAACUGCUUCAUAGGGUUUCCAAAGAAUUAAGUUAAGAUGUAUGUAUGGCAAAAUGUCUGCUUCCACCUUUGACUGCACCAGGGACUGGGAGAGGCCACAGCAGGACUGGAACAGACAGCAGGACCAUUUGGACGGGGGUCAUUGAUUGUGUUACAGGGGUUGGGGCUAGGAGAAGAUGGAGGGGAUCAUGACAUCUGAAAUAGAUGUAUGGCUGGUCAAAGGUGGUUUCUAGCUGGACAAUGCUGGUUAAGCUAGUAGAGUAACUGGUGAACUGAUAGACAUGCUGACCAUAUAGGCAGGUCAGCUGGUGAACAACUGGUUGAUCAGCUAAAAGUGUAAAAUGUAACAAAUGCUGAACAAAUGAAUAAAUGCUAUCCUCACUGUGGGGC
Molecule: messenger RNA, 3246 nt
Organism: Conger conger (European conger)
Lineage: Eukaryota; Metazoa; Chordata; Actinopteri; Anguilliformes; Congridae
Gene: sack1e
Product: family with sequence similarity 83 member E
Exons: 9
Coding region: 627-2519 (630 amino acids)
Biological process (GO): epidermal growth factor receptor signaling pathway
Source: RefSeq, a predicted model, not a curated record